AUGGUCAACAUUCAUCCUUUCGGCGUGGAAGCGUGGAUGGACAAGUAUGAGAACCACUGCAAAUACAACAUUGCCGAAACCUGCUGUGCGUCCAUCUCCCUGGACCAACUCCAGGAGCUUUCCGAAGACAAGGGCCGACCACUCCUCCAGACAGCUAAGACCUUGAACUAUGGCGCCAUCCGCGGCUCCGACGCCCUUCGCGAGAACCUCGCUCGUCUCUACUCUGCAAAGGGAAACAUCUUGUCACCAGAGCGCAUCGUGACGACGCCAGGCGCAAUAUCCGCCAACUACCUGUGUGCCUAUGCUCUCGUCGGUGCUGGCGACCAUGUCAUUUGUCACUAUCCUACAUGUAUCCCUCCAACCCUCCUGGGCCGUCGUAGUAUACUGAUGUGUGAAGACCAGUCGCUGUACGAAGUCCCUAGACAGCUCGGAGCCGAAGUCGACCUCUGGAGAGCAAAGCCUGAAGAGGGUUGGGCGCUCCAAAUAGAGGACCUCAAGCGCCUAAUCAAGCCAAACACAAAGCUUAUCAUAAUUAACAACCCGCAAAAUCCCACCGGCGCAGUCCUGAAGAAGUCCGUCCUUCAAGGCAUUAUUGAUGUUGCAGCCGAACACGAUAUCACGAUCAUGAGCGACGAGGUGUACCGGCCCCUUUUCCACUCCAUCAAUCCAAUUGACAGCGAGUUUCCUCCCUCAUUGAUUUCAAUGGGUUACAAAAAGGCGGUGGUGACUGGCUCCAUGUCGAAAGCCUACGCUUUAGCUGGAAUUCGUGUAGGUUGGGUAGCCUCCCGUGAUCCUGAGAUUGUGGAACGAAUUGCCGAAGCGAGACAUUACACGACCAUCAGCGUGAGCCAGCUUGACGAGCAGGUCGCUGCGUAUGCGCUCCAUCCCAACACGGUGCACAGUCUACUCGCACGCAAUAUCCAACUGGCGAAGACAAAUCUGGCACUGAUGGAGCGGUUCAUGAUCAAGAACGACGACGCAUGCGAAUGGGUAAAACCCCUCGCCGGCACCACGGCAUUUGUGAAGGUGCACCGCGAGGGCAAGCCUGUGGAUUCGGUCGAUUUCUGCGAGAAGCUGCUUGAGAAGACGGGCGUCAUGUUCGUGCCUGGAAGCCAAUGCUUCGGAGAGGAGUUUAAGGGAUACGUGCGGAUAGGAUUUGUCAAUCAUACAGAGACGGUGAAGGAGGGCUUGGAUAAGGCCACACAGUUUAUCAGGAAGAACCUGGAUGACGUGAAGCUUGCGGAAUAG
Molecule: messenger RNA, 1248 nt
Organism: Westerdykella ornata
Lineage: Eukaryota; Fungi; Ascomycota; Dothideomycetes; Pleosporales; Sporormiaceae
Product: PLP-dependent transferase
Exons: 2
Coding region: 1-1248 (415 amino acids)
Biological process (GO): biosynthetic process
Molecular function (GO): catalytic activity; pyridoxal phosphate binding
Source: RefSeq, a predicted model, not a curated record